This is a messenger RNA of Melopsittacus undulatus (budgerigar), 1902 nucleotides long. RefSeq lists its product as uncharacterized. Bases 1 to 1902 code for a protein of 633 amino acids. Gene Ontology annotation, cellular component: membrane. NCBI's taxonomy places the organism in Eukaryota, Metazoa, Chordata, Aves, Psittaciformes, Psittaculidae. The record is from RefSeq and is a predicted model, not a curated record. Gene Ontology annotation, biological process: sensory perception of smell; G protein-coupled receptor signaling pathway. Gene Ontology annotation, molecular function: odorant binding; G protein-coupled receptor activity; olfactory receptor activity. The transcript is spliced from 2 exons.
AUGGCCGGAAAUCACACACAGAUUGAAUUCAUCCUGUUGGGAAUUACAGACAGACCAUGUGCACAGACCCCUCUUUUUGUCUUAUUUCUGUUGACUUACAUUGUCACUCUGGUGGGAAACGUUGGGAUUAUCAUCUUGGUUCGGGUGUCUCCCAGCCUCCACACCCCCAUGUACUUCUUCCUCACCCAGUUUGCCUUCGUUGACAUCUGCUAUUCCACAGUCAUCUCCCCCAGGAUGCUGACAGACCUCUUAUCAGAGGACAAAACCAUUUCUUUCACUGCCUGCAUGAUGCAGUUCUUCACCUUUGCUUUUUUCAGUACUAUUGAGUGUCACCUGCUGGCCAUGAUGGCCUACGACCGGCACGUUGCCAUCUGCCAGCCCCUGCUCUAUGUGACCAUCAUGUCCAGCCGUGUCUGCUGGCAGCUGGUAGCAUCAUCCUACCUAUUCGCCUUCCUCAGUGCCAUUGUAUGCACAUGGUGUGUGUUUGGAGGUUCCUUCUGUGGUCCCAACCGCAUUGACCACUUCUUCUGCGAUGUUGUCCCUGUUCUAAAGCUUGUGUGCUCUGACACCCACAGCAGUGAGAUGGUCAUCUUUGCCUUUGUCACCAUCAAUGUGGUGGGCACGAGCAUGAUCAUUUUGCUCUCCUACAUCUCUAUCAUUUUCACAGUGCUGAGGAUGUGCUCAGCACAGAGCAGGACCAGAGCCUUCCACACCUGUGCCUCCCAUUUGAUGGCUGUUGCCUCCUUCUUUGGUACAAAGCUCUUCAUGUACUUACAACCUCCAUCUAGUCACAGGAGUCAGGAUAAAGUGGCCUCCAUCAUCUAUACCAUCAUCACCCCCGUGAUCAACCCAUUCAUCUACAGCCUGAGGAACAAGGAGGUGAGGGGGGCUCUGAUCAAGUGCAGGACCAGGUUCUUCAACCACUGGCAACGGAAGAAAGUGAUGGGAGGAAAUCAAACCCAGAUUAAAUUCAUCCUCUUGGGAAUUACAGACAGCCCUCAUGCACAGACACCUCUUUUUGUCUUCUUUCUAUUGCCUUACAUUGUCACUCUGGUGGGGAACGUUGGCAUUAUCACAUUGGUGAGGGUGUCUCCCAGCCUCCACACCCCCAUGUACUUCUUCCUCACCCAGUUUGCCUUCACUGACAUCUGCUAUUCCACAGUCAUCUCCCCCAGGAUGCUGGCAGACCUCUUAUCAGAGGACAAAACCAUUUCUUUCACUGCCUGCAUGAUGCAGUUCUUCACCUUUGCUUUCUUUGCUAUUAGUGAGUGUUACCUGCUGGCCAUGAUGGCCUACGACCGGCACGUUGCCAUCUGCCAGCCCCUGCUCUAUGUGACCAUCAUCUCCAGCCGUGUCUGCUGGCAGCUGGUAGCAUCAUCCUACCUAUUCUCCUUCCUCAGUGCCAUCAUCUACACAUGGUGUGUGUUUGGAGGUUCCUUCUGUGGUCCCAACCGCAUUGACCACUUCUUCUGUGAUGAAUUUCCUGUUCUAAAGCUUGUGUGCUCCGACACCCACAGCAGUGAGAUGGUCAUCUUUGCCUUUGUCACCAUCAAUGUGGUAGGCACAAGUGCGAUCAUUUUGCUUUCCUACAUCUCUAUCAUUCGGACUGUGCUGAGGAUGUGCUCAGCACAGAGCAGGGCCAGAGCCUUCCACACCUGCACCUCCCAUUUGAUGGCUGUUUCCUUGUUCUUUGGGUCAGGAUUCUUCAUGUACCUACAACCCCCAUCUAAUCACAGGAGCCUGGAUAAGGUGGUCUCCAUCAUCUAUACAGUCGUCACCCCCAUGCUCAACCCAUUCAUCUACAGCCUGAGGAACAAGGAGGUGAAGGGGGCUCUGCUGGGGUGCAGGAGAAGGCUUUUCAGCCACUGGCAACAUAGCAGAGUUGUAUCAUCCAGGACAUGA